UCCCCGCGCGCGCGCCGGCGCCCCCUGCGCGGCCUCCCGCUCCCGCCUCCCGCCUCCCCUCCUCCUGGUGACGUCCGGGUCCCUGCCCGUCUGAAAACUCCGCGCCGCGGCGGUGGAGGCGGCGGCGGCGGCGGCGGCGGCGGCGGAGGAGGAGCAGCGGCGAGCCGAGGCGGCGGCGGCGGCGGCGGCCCGAGCGGGAGCCCGAGCGGCGGCCGGCGGCCGCGGGAGGCACGGGGAGCGCGGGGGCGGCCCGGAGCCCUGGGGUCCCCGCGCCCCGCUCGCCCGCCGCGCUCCGAAGAUGGUGGCGGCGCCGUGCGCCCGGAGGCUGGCCCGGCGGUCGCACUCGGCGCUGCUCGCGGCGCUCACCGUGCUGCUGCUGCAGACGCUGGUCGUGUGGAAUUUCAGCAGCCUCGACUCCGGGGCCGGCGAGCGCCUCGGGGGCGCAGCGGCCGGCGGCGCCGAGCAGCCGCCCCCGGCCCCGGCCCCGCGCCGCGAACGCCGGGACCUGCCCGCCGAGCCGGCUGCAGCCCGAGGAGGAGGCGGUGGCGGCGGCCGCGGAGGACGGGGGCCCCCGGCGCGGGCGCGGGCAGGCGGCGCCGGAGAACCCCGGGCGCAGCAGCUGGCCAGUCGAGGGGCGCUGCCCCCGCGGGCGCUGGACCCACACCCAAGUCCGCUGAUCACCCUGGAGACCCAGGACGGCUACUUCUCUCACCGGCCCAAAGAGAAAGUGCGGACAGACAGCAACAACGAGAACUCGGUCCCCAAAGAUUUUGAGAACGUGGACAACAGCAACUUCGCCCCGAGGACUCAGAAGCAGAAGCACCAGCCUGAGCUGGCGAAGAGGCCCCUGAGCAGGCAGAAGGAGCUUUUGAAAAGGAAGCUGGAGCAGGAGAAGGGGAAGGGGCACUCCUUCCCGGGCAAAGGCGCCAACGAGGUGCUGCCGCCCGGAGGCGAGAGAGCCGCAGGGAACAGCAGCCAUGGGAAGGAGGCCCCCCGACAGCCCCACGCCAGGAAAAGCGGGGGCAGCUCCCCGGAGAUCAAGUAUGACCAGCCCCCCAAGUGCGACAUCUCGGGCAAGGAGGCCAUCUCCGCCCUGUCCCGCUCCAAGUCCAAGCACUGCCGCCAGGAGAUCGGGGAGACCUACUGCCGCCACAAGCUGGGGCUGCUGAUGCCGGAGAAGGUGACUCGCUUCUGCCCGCUGGAAGGCAAAGCCAACAAGAACGUCCAGUGGGACGAGGACUCCGUGGAGUAUAUGCUGGCCAACCCGGUCCGGAUCGCUUUCGUCCUGGUGGUGCACGGCCGUGCCUCCCGGCAGCUGCAGCGCAUGUUCAAGGCCAUCUACCACAAAGACCACUUCUACUACAUCCACGUGGACAAGCGCUCCAACUACCUGCACCGCCAAGUGCUCCAGUUCGCCCGGCAGUACAGCAACGUCCGCGUCACCCCCUGGCGGAUGGCCACCAUCUGGGGCGGCGCCAGCCUCCUGGCCACGUACCUGCAGAGCAUGCGGGACCUGCUGGAGAUGACCGACUGGCCCUGGGACUUCUUCAUCAACCUCAGCGCAGCCGACUACCCCAUCAGGACAAAUGACCAGCUGGUGGCAUUUCUCUCCCGAUACCGAGAUAUGAAUUUCUUGAAGUCACACGGCCGGGACAAUGCAAGGUUCAUCCGGAAACAGGGCCUGGACAGACUCUUCCUGGAGUGUGACGCCCACAUGUGGCGCCUGGGGGACCGGCGGAUCCCAGAGGGCAUUGCCGUGGAUGGCGGCUCCGAUUGGUUCCUGCUGAACCGCAAGUUUGUGGACUAUGUGACGUUCUCCACAGACGAUCUGGUGACUAAAAUGAAGCAAUUCUACUCCUACACCCUGCUUCCUGCCGAGUCCUUCUUCCACACGGUCCUGGAGAACAGCCCCCACUGCGACUCCAUGGUGGACAACAACCUGCGCAUCACCAACUGGAACCGCAAGCUGGGCUGCAAGUGCCAGUACAAGCACAUCGUGGACUGGUGCGGCUGCUCCCCCAACGACUUCAAGCCGCAGGACUUCCACCGCUUCCAGCAGACAGCCCGGCCCACCUUCUUUGCCCGAAAGUUCGAAGCCGUGGUGAAUCAGGAGAUCAUCGGGCAGCUGGACUAUUACCUGUACGGGAACUACCCCGCAGGCACCCCUGGGCUCCGCUCCUACUGGGAGAACGUGUAUGAUGAGCCUGAUGGCAUCCACAGCCUCAGCGACGUGACGCUCACCUUGUACCACUCCUUCGCCCGCCUGGGCCUCCGUAGGGCUGAGACGUCACUGCACACUGAUGGGGAGAACAGCUGCAGGUACUAUCCCAUGGGCCACCCAGCGUCUGUCCACCUCUACUUCCUUGCUGACCGCUUCCAGGGCUUUGUGAUCAAGCAUCACGCUACCAAUCUGGCCGUGAGCAAACUCGAGACGCUGGAGACGUGGGUGAUGCCGAAGAAAGUCUUCAAGAUCGCAAGCCCACCCAGCGACUUUGGGAGGCUCCAGUUUUCCGAGGUCGGCACUGACUGGGAUGCCAAGGAGCGGCUCUUCCGCAACUUUGGGGGUCUCCUGGGGCCCAUGGACGAGCCGGUAGGCAUGCAGAAGUGGGGGAAGGGCCCCAAUGUGACCGUGACCGUCAUCUGGGUGGAUCCCAUCAACGUCAUCGCAGCCACCUACGACAUCCUGAUUGAGUCCACGGCCGAAUUCACCCACUACAAGCCCCCUUUGAACUUGCCCCUGCGGCCUGGGGUCUGGACAGUGAAAAUUCUCCACCACUGGGUGCCAGUCGCAGAGACCAAAUUCCUCGUCGCACCGCUGACCUUCUCUAACAGGCAGCCCAUCAAACCGGAGGAGGCGCUAAAGCUGCACAACGGACCCCCCCGUGGCGCCUACAUGGAGCAGAGCUUCCAGAGCCUGAACCCCGUCCUCAGCCUGCCCGUCAGCCCGGCCCAGGUGGAGCAGGCUCGGAGGAACGCGGCCUUCACCGGCGCCGCGCUGGAGCGCUGGCUGGACUCGCUGGUGGGCGGCAUGUGGACCGCCAUGGACAUCUGCGCCACAGGCCCCACCGCCUGCCCAGUCAUGCAGACCUGCAGCCAGACGGCCUGGAGUUCCUUCAGCCCGGACCCCAAGUCGGAGCUGGGGGCAGUCAAACCCGAUGGCCGGCUCAGGUAGCACUGGGCGUGGGUGGGCCGCAGCGGAUGUCAAAGGGAACACAGCCAGAGGGCCUCCCCCCCCCGCCCCCGGGGGUGCCUUUUGUGGGCGGGGCCUCCUGGCCAUAGAAUGACGGAGAAGGAAGGUUUGAGGCCAAAGCAGGGUCUGCCGACGACGACGGCCUGCAUUCGGCCGGCUGGCUCCUGGGGUGUGGUCUUACCUCUCCCGCGGGUCCUCGAGCCCCACAGGGUCCUUGUCUUCCCCUCCAGUGACCAAGCCCCCAGACGCGUGAUUCUCAGACUUUUCCUUUGAGCAGCAGAACUUUGUUUACGAAGCGCAGUGGUGGGUGGAGUUCCAGGUGCAAGUGAAAUCCAGGCUGCUCUGGGCGAAGCUAGGGAGAGGGGGUUCUUCCUCAACGCUCGGCCCACCGGGCGGUCCCUUCGCCAAGGGCAUCUCCUAAGGUACCUCUAAAGAACCCAAGGGCUCUGCAAAACCCAGUUUGAAAAGCACUGCCCAGACGGUGGGUUUGAUCGCCAGCCCCACCCUUCGGCUCCUCUUCCUGCUCCUCUGGCCCAGGAAACCCUGUGCCAGUGCUGAAAUGACAGGUCACUGAAACCAUGCUCACGGGCCCUCCCCAGGGAGGCCGCAGGCCCAGGACGGCUCCAGGCCCCCCACCAGCCCUUCUUAGUCACUACACGAGCAGGGAAGCUGUGGUGUGACAUGGCCAGGUCCAGCAAGGUGUGACUGCCAACUGUCCUGGGUUCCAUGCCCCCUCCCUCGAGGGGAAAAUGGGCUGAUGAACAGCACGUCUCCAGCCAUUCAUGGGCCAGGAGACCAUGACCUUGUUGAUCCUUGACAGUGGGAACACUAGGGCCCAUGGCCGUGAAACUCCUACAGAUGGUUUGGAGCAAAACUCCUGAGCUAGACAGCAUAGCAAUAUCCGUCCCCAGCCUGAGCCUUUCCAUUCUGAGGUCAGCCCCUGCCCGCCCCCCCUCCCCGCCCCCAAAACCUUUGGGAAUCGCACAGUCAGUGCUGUUGGGAGUGACCAAACCAGACUUUCCACGUCCAGGAAAAAGCAUUUCCGAUUCGGUUUUUAAAUCCAUGCCCUUCUUUGUCCCCGGCGACAUGCUGUGUAAACAUGGGACGCUUGAGUGUCUGCUUGUUUAAAACCUAAACAAUAAUAUUAUUCCAACGGCCUGAGCUCACAGACGCCUGGAGGGUUUCCUUGCCAUGUGCCCCGUGGAGGGUCCCCUGCUCCUCUGAGAGGCCCUCGCAGGAGGCUAGCUUCCUCCUCUGACCCCACCUCCCCCAGAGGACAGGGUUCCCUUGGACAAGUCCCACCCCUGGCUGCAAACUGCCCUUCCUGGGGAGCCAGUUCCUGGUGUGACCCCCAGUGUGACUAUGAAGGUACUGCAGUUCGCUCUGAUGACCUUUCAGCUGUUGCGCCCCCCCCAACCACCCAUCCCCCACCCAGCAAGGCAGGAUGUCCUAUGGGCAAUGGAGGGUCUAGAGAAAGGACACUUUAGAUAUUUAUUAUUUAUAUGUUUUAGUCAAUGACUAAUGAGUAGGUGCUGUUUUUGCAGCUUGUCAAUUAUGUUAUCUUACUAACUGAAGCUGCCUUUAUUCACAAAAGGCGCCCCAGCCCUCCCCCUCCCUGUACUUCCCUCCGCAUCUCCUAGUGUCUCUGUUUCUAUGCGUGUGUGAGUGAGCGUGCGUGUCUGCCCUCCAUUCUCCGUGUCCUCAGCAGGGGUGUUGGACAGCAUGAGGUGAGCGCUUCGUCGAGCAUCAUGCACUGGCUGAAAGGGGUGACCUUGGGGACGUUGGAGCCUCACUUUUCCUUAUGCAGGGUGUUAGCUUCAUGUAGCCCCCCUCCCGUUUCUGGGGGAGUUGGAAUUCCUGAGCCAUCCCCACUCCCGCCCCAGGCACAGCACAGGCCGAGCGCCUCUGGUGGGAGAGUGUGCCGACCACAGAGGUGCUCCUGACUCACCUGCUUCCUCCUGACUCUCCUCCCUCGGCCAGUCUGACCACGCGCUUCCAUGUAACAUGACAGACGCACAGGGAAACGGCUGCUCCGAGCCUGGGAGGAAAAGACAUCCAUGUCAGGAAGAGGGUAGGUGGUUGGAUGGCGCCAGGAGUGGCCACUGUCAACAGUGGUCCUCGGCACCUCAGAGUGGCUUUCUCAGAAAGCCCCUGUAAUCUCUCAAUGCACUUACAAGCUGUGGGAGGCCUGCGCCACAUCCUCUCUCUGCCCCCAGCUUCUGCCUCUGGCCAGUGUCCCUACACCUGUCCGAGCUGCGCAGGGAGCCUCCCUCCUCCCUCCUCCCCAGGCCACGGGGACCUGGGUGUUUCCCAGUGUCCUUUGCAGUGGCUGCGACGGUGCAGCCCUGGCAGGUCCCUGUGCGGACUGUGUGCCCGCAGGCUCCUGCACCUGCUGACGUGGCUGCCUCUUGUUCCCGCCCUGAAACAGGUGGGCCAGAGCUGGCUUAUUCUGGGGACACCCACACCCCAUCCCUGUCCUCGGCUUCAGUCACCUCUCCCUGCAGUGAAUUCUGGGACACUGAAGUCAUCUGGCUGUUUCUUAAUGUCUUUUGUUUCUGGACAGAGAAUAAUUUUGCAGAUGUUACAUUUGGGGAAAAAAGGGAGAGAGAGAGAGAAUUCCAAACAAAACCCAGGAUGAUUUGAGAAAAAGUGGUCUUUUCCAGGGAAAAUGGCUUAACUCAUUCUUUAAUCUGCCUGCGCAUGGUUUAUGGGCCAGGCAGCCUUCAGCAAGGUGCCCGAGGGCGUCUGUGGAAAGCAUGAGGCAGGUCUCCAGAAGCCCUCUUCAGGCUGCGGCACAGUGGCCGGGGGUCGCCACCGCUGGGUCCCGGGACUGCAGGAGAGCUGGAAGGCGGGACAGGGUCCGCUUGGGGCAGAAGGAAGCAGUCGGUAGGCUGUGGUUUCCCAGCCAGCCCCGCGGCGUGCAGGCCUCCUCCCUCCCCCCUCACCAGGCCGUGAGGACUCGGUGUUUCCCACCGUGUCAUUUGACCGCUGAGGUCCCUAGAACCACUCUCCCUCCGAGUGGCCUGGUGAGGAGGGAGCUAGAGCAUGGGAGACAGAAAGUCCUCCCAAGUCCCACCGCCCAGGCCUUGCACAAAGCACUAUGUCUCAGGACUGGGCCAGGGCUAGGAAAACCGUGAGCAAUUCCCAGGGCCCCCCAUGUUUAACAAAUGCACCCGUUCCUUCCUAUGGAGCAAGGCCUUUCUGCUCAGAUCGGGGUCAUUCUGACUUCAUUUCCCGUUGUUGGCUGAACAUCUGAAAAUGCAAGUGGCCUUGAGAGAGGCUGAGCACGGAAGGCCACACAAGCCCAUGAAAGGUGCAGAUCGCAGCUACUCUGGGCCCAGGCCCGUGUCGUGUGGUCUGUGCUUCCCCCUGGUUCUCUAGUUUCCAGGUUCAAGAAGGUCACAGGCUAGAAGCUGGGUCUCUUUGCCAAGAAGGUGCAGAACAGAGGAGAGCGGUGGCUGCUGGGUGUGGGGUGUGACAAAGACCCCUUUCCCAGCCACGUUCCCUGGGAAUUCAGAACACAAGCUCCCCAGCAGCAUCCAAGGCGGAGACACUGGAAAAGCUGUUGGCAAAGGCCUGCCAGGCACCCUAUGGCCGAGGCCACAGCUAUCCGGGGGGUCCGGGACCCUAGCAGUUGGUGUGACAGUGUAGGGAGUGGCGGGGGCUGCUGGCGGCACAUGGCCCCUCCAAAAAGAGCAGCAGCUCCCCAGCUCCAGCCUGUCGGCGCCUGUGAGAAUGCAGGGGCCGCUCAGCAGAACCUUCCACUUUGGUAAAGGAAGUCAGAAACCCAGACUUCAAUAGGAAAUCUGAUUUUUAAAUGUUGGCCAUUUUCUUUUAACAGAGGAUGGGCACAGAGACAUUCCACAGCUCGGCCCGUGCACCUGGCUCUGCAGAAGUGGGUGAAAGAAAGUCAGGCGUGGCCCCAGGGAGGUGGGGAAAGCCAGCAUUAAGAAAAGGGCAAACAUAGUGGCUCCUGUUGAAUGCUGAAGGGAACAGGAAUCUCUCCCUAAUCAUUCCCUUCCCAAAGACGGUCCCACCAAGGAGGUGUCUGGGAGAACUGGCUCGUCCUGCUCUCCUGAUCCCCACAGUUUGUGCUGAAGGGAAGGAGGGACACCAUCUGGAGACCCCAACGGUUGCCCCUAGACCCGAGGAGACCCACACCUUCCGGAAUGUCACCACGCCCGGGCGGGGGGGUCAGGGACGGGGGCCAGGAAGAGGGGGUGGCGUGGGAAACAGCCCGGCUCUCUCCAAAUCCCAAGUUUUAGCAGCCAGCUUGCCACACGUCUGGAAGCUUCCCAGGAAGCCCUGCUGGAGCUGAGCUCACUCCCAGGAAGUCCUCCCAGCCUCUGCCUCAGUUACCUUACUUUGCCCAUGGGGUCUACCACAGGCGCUACCUCACUGUGUCUGCUGAGAAGUUUACCUGGCGGGGAAUGAAGGUGGCCAGAUCUGCUUGGGCUGAAUGGACAAUCUAUGCAAAUUCUCUGUUUCUCUCUCUUUCUCUCUGAAGUUUUAUUCUUCUUCACCCUGCAAACAAAAUACUGUAUAGACCCCUCUUAAGACUGAGGAGGGCUUUCUGGCGCCACCUGUGUCCGCCCCUCAUGUUGUCUUUGGUUCCGUCCUUGCCCCGCCCCAUGCAGGGAGCACGUGGCCCUCCCCCCCCCCCCCGUCACCCCCCCUCCACUCAGCUGGAGUUCUCUAGCCACCUCUGCCCACCACCACCUCCAUUCCUAAUUCAUCUUCUCCAUUCCAUGCUUUCUUCUGACUUGCGUAUCUUCUCCCCAUCCCCACCCCCAAAAAGCCUUAGGUUCUCCUUUUUGAAAUGUGGCCUUAAAAUUAUUUUUGGAAAGCUGACCGCCCUCUCCCUCCCAUUGCCACCCUCAUCCCAGAAGAAAGAGCCCCUUGAAGCUUUCUUUCUUGGAAAUCUCCUAAGCAAGGGGCAGCCAAUCUGUAGUUUGCAGAUGCUUAGAAGUUGCUAAUAACUGUCAUCUUUAGGAAAACUAUUUGUAAGCGUUUCCCAUGGGUGAAAUGAAGUCUUGGGUGCUCAUCUCCACCUCAGCCAGCUCCUGCAGCUCUCUCUCCCGCCCAGCGCCCUGUGGUGAGCGGGGCUGGCUCCAUUACCCGCUGAGUGCUAAAUCCAGCUUUCCAACCCUCCCCUUCCCAAAGACGCCAUGACUUACCUACUUCAGUCAAGGGUGAAUCAGGAGAGUUUCCCAAUUUAUCUCUUCGUCCUUCCUUCCUGGAAAGAGAUAGCAUUAAAUAUUCCCAGCUGCUGGGUCGUGUUCUCCAAGGGGCAACACUCUCCCUACAUCCAGAGCCCCUCCUCUUCCCUUCCAUCGCUCCAGGGCUGAUGGAGGCCAAAGACAACCCAGGGUUUUCAUAGGAAAUUCACUGGAAUUGCGCGCAAUCGUCUUUGUAGUCCUUCCUUUUUUUUUUUUUAAAUUCUUAAUAUUAUUAUGUUUUCAGUAGCGUUGGGUAUUUUUUUAGAGGCCUCACAAUAAGUUAUUACCGUUCCCCUUCAUUUUUUUCCCCUAAGACAUGUGGUGAUAUAGUUUUUAAAAAUAACUAUUUUGUUAUAGAUCAUAAUAUGCAUAAAACUGUACAGAAAUAUUUUGUAAUGUAUUGAUUUUUUUAAAAAGAGAGAAUCUGUAAAUAGAGUUUUAAAAACAGAGAGAAUUCAAACGGCACACACUGAAAGAUGUAGAUAUUUUGCUAUUUAUUUAAAGGAGUAUUUUAAGAGAUAUUGAACUAUCUGAAAUUGACCAGAAAUCAAAGUUCCAAUCACCCGAAUGCUUGUUCCUCGCGGUAGAAUGUGAUUCUCGGAAACGAUUGCACUACCCACCCAUUUUUGCACCUUUUCUGUCUCUUCAUUUAGCAGAAAAACAACAACGAAAUUGUGCCUUAGCUGUAUUUUUUUGUCUAGGGGAGUUUGUUUCUGUCUGACAAAGCAAAUUUUUUUGCAGAAAACAGUGGAUGUAAUAAAUACUGUACCAUACCAAAAACGCUGCAGGUGUACAUAGAUGCUUUCUGUCAUACCGUGUUUUCAGAUGCAGAAUUUUAAAAUUAAAAAAAAAAAUACUGUCUUU
Myotis daubentonii (Daubenton's bat) is the source of this 9273-nucleotide messenger RNA. RefSeq names its product xylosyltransferase 1 (gene XYLT1). Gene Ontology annotation, molecular function: protein xylosyltransferase activity. The record is from RefSeq and is a predicted model, not a curated record. Gene Ontology annotation, cellular component: membrane. Lineage: Eukaryota; Metazoa; Chordata; Mammalia; Chiroptera; Vespertilionidae. Gene Ontology annotation, biological process: chondroitin sulfate proteoglycan biosynthetic process; heparan sulfate proteoglycan biosynthetic process.